CAUAGCACACAACAAAAUGGGGGCUUGUGGAUUUCACCUGUCUUUAAUUGUUGUUAGUUUGGGGAUAAAAUUUGUGUGGGGAGAUACAGAUCCCUUUUUCUUGAGUCAUGCGGUGGGAAUCAACUACGGGAGGCUGGCAGACAAUCUGCCACCGCCAUCAAAAGCAGUGGAGCUGAUCAAGAGUAUUAACGCAGGCUAUGUCAAAAUCUACGACGCGGACUCAGAAGUCCUCAAGGCGCUGGCCAACAGCACCCUCCCUGUUGUGAUCACGGUUGCAAAUGAAGAAGUUUCAGGCAUAGCCUCCAGCACUACCACUUCAGACCAAUGGCUUCAAACCAACGUUCUUCCUUACUAUCCCCUAACCAAAAUUUCCAUCAUCAUGGUGGGCAACGAGAUUCUGUCACACACCGAACUACAGUCCGUGUGGCCUCAGCUAGUCCCCGCAAUGCAAAACAUGCACGCCUCCUUACAGAAGUUGAAUCUAGACUCCUCCAUCAAAGUAACCACAUCUAUAGGCAUGGACGCCCUCUCUUCCUCUUACCCGCCCUCCAACGGCUCCUUCAAACAAGAAAUUGCCAUGUCAGUAAUACAGCCCAUGCUCAGCUUCCUCAGUGCCACGGAUUCUUAUUUCUUCCUGGAUGUGUACCCUUUCUUCGCCUGGAAUUCCGACCCCGCCAACAUAUCUCUGGACUAUGUGCUCUUUGGCGAGAUCACGGCGGACGUAGUACAGGACGGCACUCUGAGUUACUCCAACAUGCUGGAUGCACAGCUGGACGCCGCCAUAGCGGCCAUGGCGACGCUGGGCUACGGUGAGGUGAAAGUGGUCAUUAGUGAGACGGGGUGGCCCACCAGUGGCGACUCCAGCGGCGCCACCGUAGCCAACGCCGCCAGCUACAACACAAGACUCGUCAGCAAGUUGUUAUCAAACACUGGUACUCCGCGUCGUCCGCAGACGUUCUUUGCCACAUUCAUCUUCGCCCUCUUUAAUGAAGAUGAGAAGACCGGCCACACCACGGAGCGCAACUGGGGCCUCUUUUACCCUGACGGAACUCCAGUCUACGACAUCGAUCUCUCCGCCGGCGUGAUUAAAACCUCACAUACUCUGGGGGCGGCGUCGUCGUCGUCGGUCGUUUCCUGUGAAUUUGUUUGGGCGAGCAUUUUGUGCUCAACCAAUUUACUUCUCUUAUUUAUUCUUUGAACAAUACGUUUUUAAGGUGUGGCCCUUUGAGGUUGUAAGCGACCCAACAAGCCCAGGGAGUGGAAUUGUUUGUGAGAAAACAAGAAUUAGAAGAUAUGUCAGAGAAAUGCCAGAAAUGGCAGCGCACAACGAUUAAGCUUCAGAUAGUUAUUGUACGAGGAUUUCAUGUUGAGGUGGCGGGCAUGACAGUUCAUAGUAAAACACAAAUCAGAAUCCCAAAUCUGGGUUAC
Molecule: messenger RNA, 1428 nt
Organism: Cryptomeria japonica (Japanese cedar)
Lineage: Eukaryota; Viridiplantae; Streptophyta; Pinopsida; Cupressales; Cupressaceae
Product: probable glucan endo-1,3-beta-glucosidase A6
Exons: 2
Coding region: 17-1198 (393 amino acids)
Biological process (GO): carbohydrate metabolic process
Cellular component (GO): plasma membrane
Molecular function (GO): hydrolase activity, hydrolyzing O-glycosyl compounds
Source: RefSeq, a predicted model, not a curated record